This is a messenger RNA of Priapulus caudatus, 1483 nucleotides long. Its product is annotated as homeobox protein Hox-B6-like. Gene Ontology annotation, molecular function: DNA-binding transcription factor activity, RNA polymerase II-specific; RNA polymerase II transcription regulatory region sequence-specific DNA binding. Gene Ontology annotation, cellular component: nucleus. The record is from RefSeq and is a predicted model, not a curated record. NCBI's taxonomy places the organism in Eukaryota, Metazoa, Priapulida, Priapulimorpha, Priapulimorphida, Priapulidae. Gene Ontology annotation, biological process: regulation of transcription by RNA polymerase II; embryonic morphogenesis. The coding region runs from base 183 to 1193 and encodes 336 amino acids. The transcript is spliced from 3 exons.
ACCAUCACUUAGCGUUUAACCCCCUUUUAAAUAGUUUCGGCUACGGUCGCAGGCAGCCAUUAAUCUGUAGUGCACCAUCGCGCAACAGGCGCGCGCUUCGCCGAUACUCUACUAUACUCUGCGCGUUUUGCCGACAACCGCGCGUACCUGCAGCCGAUUCGCCAGCGCGUGUUUUGCCACGCAUGGACAUAGCCAUCGACGCCUUGUGCGGCUUCGCUUACACGAAGCGCGAGCGUCGCAGCUAUACUGAUAUGGCUCUUCUCUCCUCGUCGCUGUACGGUUUCGCGGCAUCUCAUAUCCCCAACGAACUCACUGCGGGCGCAUUUCUGCGCGAGAACACCGUCUUUGCGUUUAACAUGGCCGAUCCCAUACGCUACCAACUCGCGCCGUUUGGCAAGCCCGUCGGUGUGGCGAUGGCGAGCGGAUCACGAGCCGACGCAGCCGUGAAGACGAACACCAGCUCGUCGCCGUCGACAAGCUUCACGAUCGAGAGCAUCCUGGCUCGCGACAGUCGGGUCAGCUCAGCCGACGAGUCACCGACGCACAGCGGCAAGUCUCAAUCGAUAUCGGAUGAUCCUCGACAGAGAUUCUCGUGGCUGCAGUGUACAAGAUACAGACCGCCGAAGCUACCGCGAAUGAAGCGCAAAGAAGGGCCGCAGAAACGGAAGCUUGGUCGAAAUCCACGCAUCCCGUUCUCUCCCGGACAGGUUGCCACGCUAGAAGAGAAGUUCCGAGCAGCUCACUACCUGAGCAGUAUGGACGUAGCUGAGCUGUCCUCAGCACUGAGUCUAUCCGAAACACGGGUAAAAAUCUGGUUUCAAAACCGGCGUGCACGGGAGCGCAGGGGCGUCGCCGGUGACAGCGCAAAGUCCUCACAGACGUCGCAAAUGGCCGCUCGCGCCGUCAACGCACCGCAGGAAGAGGCGGGCAGGAACGACGGCGCUUCCACUCAACAUCCCAAAUACGGCAUGGCAAUGGAGCAGAAGACUAGGACGGAGACACCGGUGGCGGCAGGACGGCGGGCAUCGCUGGAUCCGGUGCUCACGCACACGUUCGAGACCGGAAGUUUCCCGAUGCUAGCGCCACCGGACGCAACAACAAUGGCGCAUUUCUCAUUGGCUGUGCGGCAUGGCAGCACCUCAGCGUUCACACCAGUGCGAUUCCCUCCGUACUCGUGUGGUUCUAACACCUAAUACAGGGAAUACGUGCAGCGAGUGCGUUUUGUAAAAGUUUGAAAACAUUCCCGGCGUUCUGUCGCAAAUUUCAUCGCAAUUCGUUAGUUGAACUUGAGUAUUUAUCAAGACGUAAGUGUCACAGGAAAACGCCAAGGCGCUUAGGCGGCACCUCACGAAUAGUCACAUGGCCUAGGAAUUAUUCGGCGUUCCCCGUAUCAAUGAGAGCAAGUAUUACGAUUUAGAAUAAAUAAAUACGGAACGCGUUUGGCACACAGCACAUACACAGAGCGCCGUGCAUGCGCGCGCUG